CCGGGGCAUGUGACUCGUGUGUGCUGUGCCCACAGGAGAUGCUGCAGGAUAAGGGCCUGUCGGAGAGCGAGGAGGCCUUCCGGGCCCCGGGAGCCGCGCUCGGCGAGGCCAGCGCCGCCAGCGCCGCCAACGCUGCCAACGCCCCGGAGCCGGCGCUGGCUGCGCCAGGCCUCAGCGGAGCCGCGCUCGCCAGCCCCCCGGGCCCCGGCGCCGACGUCGCCGUCACCACCGCCGCCCCCGCCGAGCAGACCAUCGAGAACAUCAAGGUGGGCCUGCACGAGAAGGAGCUCUGGAAGAAGUUCCACGAGGCGGGCACCGAGAUGAUCAUCACCAAGGCCGGCAGGAGGAUGUUCCCCAGCUACAAGGUAAAGGUCACGGGCAUGAACCCCAAGACCAAGUACAUCCUGCUGAUCGACAUCGUCCCGGCGGAUGACCACCGCUACAAGUUCUGUGACAACAAAUGGAUGGUGGCAGGGAAGGCUGAGCCUGCCAUGCCUGGACGGCUGUACGUGCACCCGGAUUCUCCUGCCACAGGGGCCCACUGGAUGCGGCAGCUGGUCUCCUUCCAGAAGCUGAAGCUGACAAACAACCACUUGGACCCCUUCGGGCAUAUCAUCCUCAACUCCAUGCACAAGUACCAGCCACGGCUGCACAUCGUGAAGGCUGACGAGAACAAUGCUUUUGGCUCCAAAAACACGGCCUUCUGCACCCACGUGUUCCCAGAGACUUCCUUCAUUUCUGUGACCUCCUACCAGAAUCACAAGAUCACACAGCUGAAAAUUGAGAACAACCCUUUCGCCAAGGGAUUUCGGGGCAGUGACGACAGUGACCUGCGUGUGGCCCGGCUGCAGAGCAAAGAAUACCCCGUGAUCUCCAAAAGCAUCGUGAGGCAGAGGCUCGUCUCCACCCAGCUGUCGUCCAAGCCUGACGUCAGCCCCCUGCACGGGGCUCACCAGGCGCUCCAGCACUACCAGUACGAGAACGGGGCUCACAUGCAGUUUGCCACGGCCGAGCCCCAGGACCUUCCCCUCAACACCUUCCCAGCCCAGAGGGACUCCAGCCUCUUCUACCACUGCCUGAAAAGACGAGACAGUGCCCGCCACCUGGACUUACCCUGUAAGCGAUCUUAUCUGGAAGCACCCUCGGCGGUGGGGGAGGACCAUUAUUUCCGUUCUCCCCCGCCCUACGACCAGCAGAUGCUGAGCCCCUCCUACUGCAGCGAAGUGACCCCACGAGAGGCCUGCAUGUACUCAGGGUCGGGGCCCGAGAUCGCGGGGGUGUCCGGGGUGGACGACUUGCCCCCGCCCCCUCUAAGCUGUAACAUGUGGACGUCCGUGUCCCCCUACACGAGCUACAGCGUUCAGACCAUGGAGACUGUGCCUUACCAGUCCUUCCCCACGCACUUCACCGCCACCACGAUGAUGCCCCGGCUGCCCACCAUCUCCGCCCAGGGCUCCCAGCCGCCGGGCAACGCCCACUUCAGCGUCUACAAUCAACUCUCCCAGUCUCAGGUCCGAGAGCGGGGCCCCAGCGCCUCCUUCCCCAGAGAUCGCGGCCUCCCGGGCGCCGUGUGCGAGCGGAAGCCGCCCUCGCCACACCUGAACGCGGCCAACGAGUUCCUCUACUCGCAGAGCUUCUCCUUGUCCCGGGAAGCCUCCUUACAGUACCAUUCAGGCAUGGGGACCGUGGAGAACUGGACUGACGGAUGACUCCCAGGUCCCCUCCGCAGCCCCUGGACCGUGUUAACCCAGUCUUAACCUCUGAGGGUUGGCCUGCCCCCUCACCAAGAAACCCAGCAAGGUAUUUCGAAGGGUGGGGUGCAGUGCGCGACCUGCGCUCCUGUAUUUGGAGAGCACCUGUCUUCUGACAUACAACUGAGGCCCCGACAAAGCAAAAAGAAAAAAAAAAAAGAAAAAAUACACACUUAACGAAGAAGAGAUUUUUGGCUGCAGGAUUUGGAUCCAGUCUUUUCUGACAUCUCUUGACAUGCCCUUGGGUGGGAAGGAAGUGGAGUGUUUAUGUGAGUCACUUAGAGGUUUUUAUAAUUUUCGAUUAACUCAGGGGCCAGGUGGUGAAGUCUCUCUGGCAGGGCAAGUCGAGAGUAGGGGGUUGGGGGAGGAGGAUUCUCCUGGCUGGGGAGGUGGGGCUGUCUGCCCAUCUUGCAGAGUCCUGGCUCUUGCGAAAGGCGCUGAGCAUCUUGUUCAGGGAGGAGGAGGCCCACUCCUUCAGCUUCCGGAGAGUCUGCGAGACUACCUGAGAGGUGGGCUCAGCUAAGCCUCCAAGCCCGCUCAGAGAGGAGGGCUGACUGCUCGGUUAGUGGCCCGGAAAUUGAUCCCUGGAGCUCUGAGGUCUGAGGGACCAUUUUUAGAGAGAGAAUCAUGGGCUAAGCACCAGUUGACAGGUAUUAAAACCCUGUUUUUUUCCAAGAAGUGUGAAAACGCAACCAAUAACAUCUCUGGCAUCAUUCAGGUUUUCUUAUAAAGGACAGAGCCCGUCCACCUUGGUCCCCAGCAUAUAACCCUCACUCUGAUGCGCCAGACUCUCUUCUCAGGCGUCGUCUGCAGCCUACAAUUGGCUGUUAGGAAGCGCACUUGACCUGGCGGUGUCCCCAGGAGACCGCGCUGCUCAGCACCUCCAGAGCCUGUUCUGCUCCCAGAAAACCCUCGCCUCUGGCGCCUGGAGCCCAACAGAAAUAAAAAUGAGAGUUGAGAAAGCAU
Molecule: messenger RNA, 2717 nt
Organism: Capra hircus (goat)
Lineage: Eukaryota; Metazoa; Chordata; Mammalia; Artiodactyla; Bovidae
Gene: TBX4
Product: T-box 4
Exons: 8
Coding region: 39-1709 (556 amino acids)
Biological process (GO): positive regulation of DNA-templated transcription; regulation of transcription by RNA polymerase II; angiogenesis
Cellular component (GO): nucleus
Molecular function (GO): DNA-binding transcription factor activity, RNA polymerase II-specific; RNA polymerase II cis-regulatory region sequence-specific DNA binding
Source: RefSeq, a predicted model, not a curated record